AGAAGUCAACGCUAACCCUUCUCUAAUCGCGCGCUUUUUUCGUAGGUGCUGAAAUACCACUAUUAUUUUUCCCUUGUCCCGCCAACGCGCACGCCAUUUGAGCCCUCCUUCCUCUUUCUCGCUGAGACCCCAUUCGCACAAUCAGCGCUAUUCCGCAGCGUCAAGUUCCCGCGGUGUCUACCGAGUCCGUGGGUUCAAGGCCGUCGAAAGAGGUCUCUUCCGCCUCCUGUGCGCUGCGCUUCGCUAUUUUUUUCCCCGGUUAUUUCCACGUCACUCUAAACAUUAUUUUCCUGUCUCCGUUUCUGUUCACCGAGCAGGCCAACCGGACAGCAGCAUGAGCCGUUUCUCCUCUACUCCGCAGCCGUGGAAGGCACUCGCCAUCGGUGCCCUUCUCGUGUGCUGUGUUCUCGGCUCGCACGUGGCGGCUGCCGCGGACAGCAAUACGUCGGUUCCAUCCGCGGUGGAGCCCGAAACGGCGAAGUUCUUGCAGGCCCUCGUGGCGGGGAUACCAGAGCUGAGGGAGCACAUAACAGGUGACAACUACUGCACCGAUUGGGACUUCUUGGCAUGCGAAGACGACGUUGUGAAAGGGGUGCUACUGGAUUCUUGGAGUCUGAAGCGACCGGCGAGCCUGCCGGAGCUCCCCGAAGACCUCGACGGCAGUAAGGUGACCGUGGAGCGUUUCUUGAUGAAUAGCCACCGCUCUAAUUUGAUCGGGACGCUGCCGUCGACUUGGGGAAAACUGACGAAGAUGCAAAAUUUCCAGCUGAUCGGUAACAACUUGGAAGGCACCCUGCCGGCGGAGUGGAGCGAAAUGACGGGGCUAGCCCAGAUACGCAUGUCCCGUAACAACCUGACGGGCACCCUUCCGGAGCAGUGGAGUAGGCUGAAAGUGUUGACUGUAAUUGUGAGCAGGAACCACCUGACAGGCACCCUGCCCGCGUCGUGGAGCGCGCUGUCGCCGUUG
Leptomonas pyrrhocoris is the source of this 967-nucleotide messenger RNA. RefSeq names its product surface membrane protein gp46-like protein. The record is from RefSeq and is a predicted model, not a curated record. The transcript has a single exon. Lineage: Eukaryota; Euglenozoa; Kinetoplastea; Trypanosomatida; Trypanosomatidae. The annotation marks the transcript as partial.